Messenger RNA from Neltuma alba, 3008 nucleotides. RefSeq lists its product as uncharacterized. The transcript has 15 exons. Gene Ontology annotation, molecular function: protein binding. Lineage: Eukaryota; Viridiplantae; Streptophyta; Magnoliopsida; Fabales; Fabaceae. The record is from RefSeq and is a predicted model, not a curated record. The coding region runs from base 229 to 2685 and encodes 818 amino acids.
GCGUCCUCAUCAUCGUUUCUGGCAGGUAGUACUAGUGGGCAUGAUGAUUUUGGUGCCGGGAAUGGCUUGGAAAGUAACAUUCGGGCUUUAUCGUCUCAUGAAAGUAAUGACUUUCAACAACUUGCUAAAUGGCUCGAGCAGGUUCUUCCUUUCUCGCUGUUGUUGUUGGUUGUGUUCAUCCGCCAGCAUUUGCAAGGUUUCAUUGUCACAAUUUGGAUUUCAAUUGUGAUGUUCAAGUCAAAUGAAAUGGUUAAGAAGCAGACAGCUCUAAAGGGAGAUAGGAAAGUCUCAUUUCUCGUCAGUAUCUCACUUGUCUUCAUGCUUCAUGUGAUGUGCAUUUACUGGUGGUAUCAAGAUGAUGAUCUUUCAUACUCACCACUCAUCUUGCUUCCUCCAAAAACAACGCCUCAUUUCUGGCAUGCAGUAUUCAUCGUUCUGAUUAAUGACGUACUUGUGCGGCAAGCCGCAAUGUCUUUCAAGUGCUUGCUACUUAUAUAUUUCAAGAAUGAUAGGGGUCAUAGCUUCCGUCUGCAGGCUCAAAUAUUAACGCUGGUUGAGCACGCACUACUGCUGUACCGUGCCUUGUUGCCAGCUCCUGUUUGGUACCGAUUUUUCCUAAACAGGGAAUAUGGAAGUCUCUUUUCAUCGCUGACCACAGGGUUGUACCUAACCUUCAAGUUAACAUCUGUUGUUGAGAAGGUCCAAUGCUUUCUUUCUGCCUUAAAAGCAUUAUCAGGAAAGGAUAUUCUCUAUGGUGUUCAUGCUACAAACGAACAGGUAACUGCCGCAGGCGACCUUUGUGCUAUAUGCCAGGAGAAGAUGCGUGGUCCUAUCCUGUUACGCUGCAAACACAUUUUCUGUGAGGAGUGUGUGUCAGAAUGGUUUGACAGAGAAAGAACUUGCCCGCUAUGUAGGGCAUUGGUGAAGGCUGGCGAUAUUCGGUCUUUCGGGGAUGGAUCGACAAGUCUGUUUUUCCAGCUAUGUCCUUACAUGUUUGAUGAACUCAACUUGAUUUGGAAAUGGAAUGGCACAAGAAUAGAGAAAGAAAAUCAAAUCACAGAUCUCAUCGUUGCUAGACCGAAGGUGGGUCGUCGCUCAAUGAAGAAGGUCACUGUCACCAUUGUUGUCUCUACAGAGGAGGCCAUUGUUCCAGUCAUUUACUGGCUCAUCAGAGAAGAUGGUGGAGACACUUGGAAUCCCUUUCUGGGUUUUGCGCCUCCAAUUCUUCAAUUUUUGCUAUACACUAGUCUUGAACAAUUCUUUAAGGUGCUGGGGGAGUCGGAUCUUAUUGUUGCUCUUGAAAAAGCUUUUGCACUCAUAAGUGCUUCUUCGCCGCAGAAAGGUCAAAGGCGAUCAGUAAAGAAAUUGACUUGGGAGCCUCAAAUUUCUAUAGUUCUAGUCAUCCAUACUCACCAAAUGCAGCAAGGGCUCACAGCUACUCCCUUGUCUCAUUCAAGCUCAUCUGUUUCAACACCUCGUGGAAUAGGUCCAACUUCAUGGAUAGGCGACUUUGAAUUCCACAGUGCUGGGUCGUCUGCUGAUUUUCCCCAACAAAAUGCAGAUAGUAAUUCAAAAGAUGAAACAGAGUUGCUCUCUGUGUCUUGGAAUCAGGACUUUGGUUGCUUUUCUGCUGGCACUAGCCAUGGCUUUCGAAUUUACAAUUGUGUGCCUUUCAAGGAGACUUUUAGACGUGACUUGAGAGGUGGUUUUAAAAUUGUAGAGAUGCUUUUCCGGUGCAACAUUCUAGCACUUGUUGGCGCUGUAACUAAUCCAUUUUACCCUCCCAAUAAAGUUAUGAUUUGGGAUGAUCAUCAGAGCAGGUGCAUCGGUGAAUUUACAUUUAGGUCUGAGGUUCGUGCAGUGAGAUUAAGACGCGAUCGAAUUGUAGUAGUUCUUGAGCACAAGGUUUAUGUUUAUAACUUCAUGGAUUUGAAGCUUCUUCAACAGAUUGAGACUCUGGCUAAUCCUAAGGGAUUGUGCUGUCUUUCUUAUCAUCCAAAUACAUUUGUUUUGGCUUGUCCAGGUGUUCACAGAGGACAAGUCCGGGUUGAACACUUUGGUCUGAACAUGACAAAAUUAAUUGAUGCUCAUGAUUCUCAAAUUGCAUGCUUAACUUUGACAAUGGAUGGGCUCCUUCUUGCAACUGCUAGUGCAAAGGGCACUCUAAUUAGAAUCUUCAACACAAUGGAUGGCACUCGGUUACAGGAAGUGAGAAGGGGGGUUGAUAGAGCUGAAAUCUAUAGUAUUGCUUUAUCGCCAAAUGUCCAGUGGUUGGCAGCAUCAAGUGAGAAAGGUACCAUUCAUAUGUUCAGCCUGAGAGUCAGAGUUGUUGGGAUGGAUACAUUGCCUGCCCCAACUACACCCCAAAGCCCUGCACUGCUUCAUCAGAAUUCUUCGACCUCUUUAGAUGCAUUGCUUUCUCCAAAUACUGGUUCUAACCCCAGUUCAUCAUUGUCUUUCAUGAGAGGGGUUUUGCCAAAAUAUUUUAGCUCAGAAUGGUCAUUUGCACGGUUCCGCCUGCCAGAGAACACGCAAUUUAUUUUGGCUUUUGGACCUCGGAACAGUGUCAUAAUAGUUGGCUUGGAUGGGAGUUUUUACAGGUGCAGCUUUGAUCCAGUCCAUGGCGGAGAGAUGUUGCAGCAGGAAUAUGUUCGGUUUUUGAAGUCUGAAAGUAGGCCAACGUGAACUAUUAAUUGUUCAACAUUUCAAUCAUCACUUCAUAAGUCACAAAAAUUAGAAGAACAAAGUUAUUAGGUACAAUUAGGGGUACUGGUUAAGUUCCAAUCUGCAAAUACGUCAGCUUGUUGAAAUCAAAUCCUAAUCCUAACUAUCAUGAUUUCACCUACAAACACUAUAUUGUACCUUAGAAUAAGGUUUUCUUAUGAGUCGUCUGGCAGCCGCAACUUAUUAUUUUCGUGUAAAUAUGAAGUGUACAUCUUAUGCAAGAGAACAAGUCUUUGUAAAUAUGAUGGCUUCCCACAUUGAAUGAUCUUGAGGAUUUUUCUUCU